CACUUCAUAAGGGUCCAGAGACGUCCGAGGUCCACGAGGGCUCUUAAACUCGACAAAGACUCUGUUCUCGUCUGAACAUGCGCACUUCGACAAGCUGCCUUGCAUCGUCAAUGGCAAACCUAACAAGCCGCACGUAAAAUACCAUCACGCCGCACUUGGAAUGCCAGCGUCACACGAGACGCAGGGCGAGAGUCGGCCAAAGCGGCAGCGGAUCAGUCGAGCAUGUCUUGGUUGUCGAACGAAAAGAACAAAGUGCGACGGUGUUCAUCCAAUCUGCGGUGCUUGCAAUCAUCGUGAGGAACAAUGCGAGUAUCCUGAAGGUGAGAGCAAACGAAAGAGGCCCACCAAUGAAUAUGUUCAUGCCCUUGAAGAGAGAGUGGCCUUUUUGGAGCAAGAGCUCGCCCAAGCAGAUCGGAUCAGCGCUCGUCUUCUUAGGAGCGGUGAAUCAAAUUCCACUACUCAAGACACGCCAAGUUCGGGCAAGUCGAACGCCACAGAGGAGACCGACGAAGUCGUGGAGAUGCUCGGUCGGUUCACAUUGGGCGAUGCUGGUGACCUGAGAUACUUUGGCGCGGCAAGCAGCUUCAACCUAGGACAUAAUGUUCCAACUCACGUCGCAUCCGCAGCGCGUGCGCAAGAAGACGGACUACAGGCUGCUCAAAUUUCUGGAAUGCAAGACGUGCCGAAUGAGCUUCGCGACCAUCUGCUUGACCUAUUUUGGCGGUGGCAGAACUCGUGGCAGGUGCUUGUACCGCAAGCAUCCUUCCUUGAUGAUCUGCAUACGGGAGUCAUGGGAAGAUAUUGCACAGCCUUACUUUUGCGAGCUAUCCUUGCCUUGGCGUCUCGGUACUCAGACAGGAGCGAGGUUCGAACAGAUCCCAAUGAUCCCAAUACAGCGGGUGCUGCGUUUGCCGCAGAUGUCGAUAUCAUGCUGCACUUCGAGAUCCGAGCGCCAACCAUAUCUACAAUUCAGGCAGCUGCUCUAUACGGUCUUUACGUGAAUGCUACCGACAAUGAAUCCCUGGCCUGGCUCUACGCUGGCAUAGCUUCACGUAUGAGUUUCAGUCUUGGCCUCCACGAAGAUUGCUCCGACCUUGUGAGGUCUGGUGUUCUCUCCCGCCAGGCAGCUGAUGCGCGUAAUUUGACAUGGAAUGGCGUGUACAUCGUCGAUAGACUGUUUGGUCUCGGAAUGGGACGACCAAGUGGCAUUCUUUCGUCCCUAGCUCCAGCUGUCCCAAUGCCCAGCGUGUGUUUUAAGGAACCAGAUCAACACUCUAAUGUCCCUGAACUCAUGUCCCUCAACACCUGGCACACAAGCAAGUUAUUCGAGAUAUCUUCUGAUGCACUCGAUCGCAUUUACUACAGACGACCACGAUUGACUACUGUCAAGAGAGAUGAUACGAUUUUGCAAACGUAUUUGCAACUGACUGAGUUUUUCAACAAGCUGCCACAGUGCCUUAAGAUAUCCUCAUCGUCUUUGAGACCAGCUCUGCCUCACGUGUAUCAGCUACAUCUACAGUACCAUGUCACUCAGAUCUUACUACACCGCCACAUAUUCCAAAGAGCCCUCAAGAAGAGUCGUGGUAAUCCCAGCGCUUUGAUAACUGAGCGCGAAAGCUAUCACUCCCAAGUGUGCACAACGGCCGCGGACAAGAUUGCACACAUCUUUCGUUGCUACCAAUCGAAUUAUACUCUGCGAUGUAUCCCAAUAUCUGCAGUGCACGCUGCGUUUACAGCUGGGCUUGUCCAUCUGGUAGAUGCGAAAGACCCGGGAAAUCCAAACCCAAGCAAGUCUUUAAACAUGCUACGAUUGCUCGUAAGCAGCCUCUACAAGAUGAAUAUCGCAUGGUUCUGGUGUAACCGUUCUAUCAUGGUGAUAGAAAGCUUGACUGAGCAGUGGGGAGUGGGACUGCGGGAUAAAGGCCAGGCUCAGCAGAUCGAUGAGGAGUCACAACGCUCCUUCGAGAGAUACAAACUACUCGUACAAGGCUCAUACCCUACUGAUGCAACACGGGAGCGGGGCGUCUUUUCACAACCGACCUCUGAGAACACCUUGGAGGGCAUGGGCUUUUUCGAUUUUGGUCUUGACCUUGACUUCUUUGACCUAGGGAGGCUCUAUGAUGACUUUUGCGUUCCCGAAGGACAGAACACAUGAAAGUCUUCUGCAAACCACGUCGGAACAGACAUAUACACUUGUGAGAGUUUACGGACAAUUACUGCAGAAAGCCGAAUUAAUAAAAUUGUCUGGUGCCCUG
Molecule: messenger RNA, 2255 nt
Organism: Aureobasidium pullulans EXF-150
Lineage: Eukaryota; Fungi; Ascomycota; Dothideomycetes; Dothideales; Saccotheciaceae
Exons: 7
Coding region: 161-2155 (664 amino acids)
Biological process (GO): DNA-templated transcription; regulation of DNA-templated transcription
Molecular function (GO): DNA-binding transcription factor activity, RNA polymerase II-specific; zinc ion binding; DNA binding
Source: RefSeq, a predicted model, not a curated record